AUGAUCUACUCCCUUGCAACAUCGGAAUCUCUAACCACAGAGCCUCCUCAUUUUCAUGCAGUGAUAGACUCCGAUGUUUUCACGUUCAUUGGCCCAAAGCCGGCAUCCUUUCCUUUCGUCCCUCCUAAGACAACACACUUAAAGCCCAGUCCUCGCGAAGCGACCAUGCCAAACUUCUUCGCACCAGGAUGGGUCACCUCGUCUCUCCCAUACAUGGGGUUUGCACCUAGCAGUAAUCCAUUUAAAUGUGACUUCUUUCGCUGCUUGGACUUCAGUGCCCAGGCACUGCCUAUUGUCGGUGAUGCUGAUUGUGGCUAUGGUUUGAAGCCGUCGCUGAAAACAGACUGGGAUUCACUAGAAAGGAAUAUAAGGGUCUUCCUUAGGGCCUGUAUGAAGGUUAAUGGAGUCGGCGUUCCAGACGACCUUCGACUAUGGUCAUUUCCUCUCCAAUACGGAUAUUCACGAAGUUACACAACUCGUGAUGAUGCUCGCGCCGCUGCUUAUCGAUCUCGCCAAGCUUUCAUCCCUCUAAUAGCUUCUGUCUCAUUUUUCCUUCACCUACUCUAUCAUAUGCAGAACAAAUGGGUGACGCUUCUCGCAACCGACACUCGGGUCGGUCUACCCAAUCCAAACCCGUUUUGGAGCGCAAGACAAAACGCAGAAGCUGAACGCCGUCGCGGGCCAGUACCUUCUAAGUGGAAUUGGCAAGAAAGGCUGCAGAAGGAGACCUUCAUUAGUACCGAAUGGUUGUCAUAUUUUUACGAAAUCAUGGAGAUCCCUAUGGUCGGGGUCUUCAUGGAUGUUCAUAAUUCAGGUUGUUUACCCUGGCUGAAUAUCUUCCUUGAAACCAAAAUGCCUGUAGCACUAUAUUGGGGAACCGUGCAAAACUGGAGUAUACCAGAAGCACUAUCUCCUGCGCUACCGUUUCCAACUGGCGUCAUGGUCAAGUCUCUGAUCUCCAAACAAUCUCCUUACUCUCCAAUAGAACCAAUUCUUCUCAACACCCAGCAUAGCUCUACUCGUACCAGGCAGUUGCGUCUACCCCGGAUCGAUGGUGGAACUCAACCACGUAGAAAUGAAGGUGUAUUUGAGUUUCUCAAACGGCGAGCUAGUGACAAAGAUAGGGCUAUUGCUACUGAAAGUGCCAAGGAUCGACAGUCUCGUCUUCAGCGUGAAGAAAAUGCAUCCAAAGAUAUGCCGCCAGGGCGCAAAGGAGCACGGGUCUACUAUUGGGAUUUGGUUGAGGGCAUUCGUGUUCGCACUGCAGUCGGCAGAUCUAAUUAUGAAGACAUUUGGGAACGAUAUGGUCCGCGUCAAAGAUGUUAUGAUGCUGUCGCAGAUGAAUGGGAUAUAUGCACAGAGCUCAAUCCGAAUGAUGAACCAUCCUUUGGAGACAACGACGACGAAGAUGACGACUAUUUCAUCACGCCACAAUCCAUAAUAAACCAGGAAAUUGACCAUAACCAUCAUCCAUCAUCCUCCAAUGCAUAUCUUGCGCGCCUUCAAUCUUUCUCUCGCUCUCGCGAUCCUGUUAUAUUCAAUGAGGAGAUUGACAACGUGGUCAAACAUCGCUUCGGAUUUAUUCUUAGGGACAACCAUUCUAACCGCCCGGUCAAGUUUUCUGCUGGUGUUUGGGGUCAAGCAUUGGCUCUGAUUGGCUAUGGACGGCAGCCUAGACCUUCUCUUCGAAAUAGCCAAUCCGAACUGGCUCUUUGUAGUUUCCUUUUUGAUCUUUUGAAAGCCACAAACUUAGCUUCCGCUCCGAGAAAUUUUGAUUUAGUGAGCUUGCAACCUCCAUUGCCCUUCGAGGUGGACGUUCUACCUUCUCGCGACCGCCUCUACUUCCUGUUGCAGGCUCCAGAAGCUCAUGAUAAUGAACCAUUUCAUCUUGCAUUUUCCAGUGCUGGCACUGUGAUGGAAAUUGCACGACGUAAUUGGGGUCCUCGAACUGCAGACCUUUUGCAGAACUUGAUCAAAGGCGGAUUUUCCUUCAAUACAUUAUCCGUUUAUUACCCACCUACCGGUUACCUUUCACCACCUCAGCGCAAAUCAGUUCUUUUGGGACGUCGUCCCUGCGGGUUCUCACCAGGCUUGGAGGAGUAUCACUCAUAUGAACACAGACGAGACAUUUUCCUGCGUUCAGUGAGAGGUCGCGCAGCAAUUUUAGCCGGUGGUUUGAUUGCUCGUCUUGCUCGUGAGGUUGUCAAUGUGAAUGAUGUUCUGGAUGGACCUACUGAACGUGCACUACAUGGGCAAAAUGCACUCUGUGUUUGGGACCCCAGACAAAAGGCUGCUUUUUGGGAUGACGAGUUGACUGAGGAUGAGAUAGACCUUAUUUGCGGAACUUAUGAAAUCGCUACAGAAAUCAUGAGCAAGGACGGAGAACCUCAAUAUGCUAUCAGAUCAUGGUGGCCCCGACCGAUAUCAUGGAAAUUUUGCGGACUCAAUGUUGGAUACUGGUCUAGUGAUGCAGAGAAUUGGUUUCAAUCUCGUCUGAAAGGCAUUCUUGAAAGACCUGGGUCGAUCAAAAUUCUUACCAAUAAUCAAUGGCGAUCAGCAUUGAAGUUCAGUAAGGAUGCCCCAAGACUUUCGCAAAAGAAUGACCUCCUGGCAGCUGAAUAUCUGCGUUCAUUCUUAAAGUUCUAG
Lentinula edodes (shiitake mushroom) is the source of this 2646-nucleotide messenger RNA. RefSeq lists its product as uncharacterized. The record is from RefSeq and is a predicted model, not a curated record. The transcript has 2 exons. The coding region runs from base 1 to 2646 and encodes 881 amino acids. Lineage: Eukaryota; Fungi; Basidiomycota; Agaricomycetes; Agaricales; Omphalotaceae.